GUCGAGAGCAGUGGCUUUCAGUGUCUGCCAACGAAUGGGUCUCACUCCCACUCGGUGUCUCAUUCACAUAAUAAUUAUGUACACGGGCCAACACGGCCGCACGCACGCAGACAGACAUCCACGCACAUGCAAUGUAUCCCUCCUACUCUCUGCCCUCUCGGCAGCAACGCAAUCAAUCAUGCCAUCACUUGCUGUGUGUGUCGGUUAGUGUCGGUGUCGCACGGCCGUCCCGAAUGGAAUGGCAUCGGCGGUCAAGGUGACAACCAGACCACUGACACCUUUCCAUCGGGCCGCUCCACGACACCAACACGACCCACAUCACACAGAAACACACGCCGUAUUCACAAACUCGAUCAGAGACUAGCACUAGCCCACCGACGAGACGAGACGAGACUUGGUCUCAUGACGAACCCCCGUCCGUUCCAUCCACACCACACAUCUGUCUGUCUAUCUGUCUUUCUAUCGACCUGCGACGAGCAGCUCCCCUGAUCAACACGCCGAACACCCACUCAGCGAAGGUACAUCGACCGAAAUGUACCUUCGCUGCAUAAGUGUUUGGUUUGCCAACAGAGGACGCCGCUCGUUGCUGGCCACCAAUCGAAGGCUUCACGCACGCCGUCUCAGACGACUCCCAUGUCCCUCCGCCGCUUCACAAGUGGUCAGCUUGACCGUCACCUGGCACUCUGCACAUGGCAACGACCCGUUUGUGGCGGUGGGCUGCAGCAUGCGCCGGGCUGCACACGUCUUGAUGGUCUCCGUGGACUGGUCCACCAUCUGCGGCGCCAACAGAGACCACUGCACAGCAUCAGACACACACACACACACACACACAGAGAGAGAGAGAGAGAGGAAGGGAAAUCGUUGACGGCAGCUGCCCUGUUGAGGCUUGUUCGGAUGUGUUGUAACUUACCGGCUGGUCGUCGACGGGCAGCCCCGCAGCGAUCCACUGACUCAUGCCGCCCAAGUCAUAGAUGUACUGCACACAACACAGCACAGCACAGCACAGCAGGACAAGGUGCCACGUAUGUGCCUUGGUAUGGUGGUGUGUGGUGGUGUGUGGUGUGGCAUGAAGUGUCGUGUUGCGUGUUGCGAAAGGGCUCGCUGCCAAAGGAGAAGGCUGCCUACGAGCCUCGAUACACACGCCUGCCUUCUCUGCACUCGUUGCAGCGGCAGUCGCACAGGCCGCGCAAAGACCACUGGGUAGAGUGCACUCACUGGCUGGGCUGCAGGGACGGUGCGGUGCACGAGUCUGUGAAUACCUGGAAGCCCGCCUCUUGGCUGAGGAACGAUGCCGCUAUCGCCGAUCGCCGCCCAGACUGGCAGUACAGGCCAAUCUUGUACGCUUCACACCCUGCAUUGCAAUGAGGAAACGGAGGACAUGACUGAUAUGACUGCCUGUCGAUCAACAGGCAGGCAGGCCAGCACGCGACUACCCACCCUUGAGCAGCGACGGGUCCCUUAUGGAUCCGAGCGACUCGACCAAUGGCGCCUCGGGGACGUGACCGCUCUGUCAUGACAAUGGGCAGACAGAAGCGACGUACGUAUGAGGAUCGAGCGGAGCGGAUGUGUGUGUCGACUCGACUUGCCGGCGUACGUACAUCGUAUUCGUUGAGCGUCCUGACAUCCACCACGAGGUCGAAGCAGUCCCUGGUCCAGUCGUUGCCUAUCGCGCUGUAGUUGCCGCUUGCCAGGUACACCGAACCACACACUGACAGCACAGCAAACAAGGAGAGCAGUCAACGCACAUCACAUGGCCUGACGUGCUCAUCUCUGUUUGUUCUUCCUUCCCCACCAGAUCUGCAGAUCAGAGCACAGAGCAGGCAGACGAGGGUCAGCGACCACAUAGAUCUGACACGCCUGGACGUCAAGAACAGCUCAUUCUCAAU
This is a messenger RNA of Vitrella brassicaformis, 1886 nucleotides long. The record is from the annotation of a GenBank genome assembly. Lineage: Eukaryota; Vitrellaceae.